Cavenderia fasciculata is the source of this 834-nucleotide messenger RNA. RefSeq lists its product as uncharacterized. The transcript has a single exon. Bases 1 to 834 code for a protein of 277 amino acids. Lineage: Eukaryota; Evosea; Eumycetozoa; Acytosteliales; Cavenderiaceae. The record is from RefSeq and is a predicted model, not a curated record.
AUGAUAUCAAGAUUAGUAAGAGUAUUGGGAACCAACCCAACCUCAUCAUCAUCAUCAUCAUUGCAAAGAUCUUAUAGUCAAGCUACUACUACUACUACUUCUAGUUAUCUUAACAACAAUAACCUCAACUUCAAGAACAUCACCAAAGAUCUUCAAUCAAAAUUAUUAUUUUCAACUAGUUGUGCUGGUGCUGCACAACCAUCUCAUUCAUUUAUUCAUUCUUUCAACUCUAAAAAGAUUAAUUGCAAUAAUACAUUUAGUAUCUUAUCUUCAUCACUGUCAACAUCUUCAUCAACAUCAACAUCAACAUCAAGAAUAUAUUUAAAUAAUAAUAAUAAUAAUAAUAACAAAAUGAUUAGUAAUAGAAAUAAUAGUAGUAGUAGUAGUAAUAAUAAUAAUGUAGAAAACAAAGAUAAAGAAGAUAAAGAAGAUACAAAGAUAGUAGAAGAUAGUAAUGAAAACAAUAAGAAUAAUAUAACACUUUAUGAUAAAUACUUAAAGAAUACAUAUGACUAUCCAACGUACAGUCGUAAAUGGUUUAUUGAAAAGGCAUACCAGUUUGCAAUCUUUGGUGUGACUGGUCCAACCGCUGUAGUCGUUGUUAAAUGGAUUCUCAAGAAUCUCUGGCAAGUGGAGGGCACUGUCUUUGGUGGUCCAUGGCAAUUCACACUCGCCUACUUUGCCACCAUGUUUACAUGUUAUCCAUUUGUAUUGUUGUUCUAUGGCACCUUGUUUGCAAGACACCAAUAUUUCAAAAAGAUGUUCCUAAGAAUGACUAUUGGAACACCACAAAGAAUCAUUGCUCUAUUUAACAAGAAUAAAAAGAAUCAAUAA